AGAUAGGCCAACUGCUCCUAAUCUAAGAAAACAGUCCGAAUGAUCCCGAAUACGAAGGCCGGUGAAGGCAUCUUCACAAGGGUAUUUGCAUUUACCAAUUCCUAAUGAUCUGUAUUCACUUUCUGAUACUGCCUUAAGACUGAGUGAUUUAGUCCAGCACAGCAACUGCCCAAUGGGCGAAAAUCUUGAGAAGCUGCUGUUCCUCAUCAGCUUUUCCAGUAACGGAUCUACGCCUAACCUCUGGGUCAAAAAUGAUAGGCGCAAAAGCCAUCAGAGGCCGGACUACCACCCCGGGCCUUGCACAGCAGCACGGGGGAGUCGGCGAUGUCAUGGUGAAAACCCCCUUUUAUCAGGUGGGCUGCUGUGGGCCUCUCUUUCGGACCAGCUGCUGCCACUCUAGGUGGCCCUCCCUCACCGAGUCUUCUUGUAGCCGCCUGCUCUACAUCCUCCUCCAUUUGGGGGCUUCAGCAAUUUGCUGCCUCCUGCUGUCCAGGACAGUGGUAGAAGGGGUCUGGGGCAAAGCACAUGGGAUCCAGAUGCCCUCGGUGCUGUGUACCCACCUAUUUGGCAGCCUGGACUGUCCAGUGCUCAGUGGCUCUGGGGCUGUGUAUCGAGUGUGUGCGGGAACCGCCACUUUCCACCUGCUGCAGGCCCUGCUGCUGGUCGGCCUGCACUCCCCCACCAGCCCUCGCGCACAGCUGCACAACAGCUUCUGGAGCUUCAAGCUGCUGCUCCUGUUAGGUCUCUGUACUGUUGCCUUCUGCAUCCCUGAUGAGCAUCUCUUCCCAGCCUGGCAUUAUAUUGGCAUCUGUGGAGGCUUCACAUUCAUCCUCCUACAGCUGGUGCUGAUCACAGCCUUUGCCCACUCGUGGAACAAGAAUUGGCAAACUGGAGCAGCACAAGACUGUAACUGGUUCCUAGCUGUGUUAGUGGCCGCCCUCGGAUUCUACAUCAUGGCAGGUGUGGGAGCCGCGCUACUGUUCCACUACUACACACACCCUGAUGGCUGCCUGCUCAACAAGAUGUUACUCAGCCUGCACCUUUGCUUCUGCGGCCUCCUCUCGUUCCUCUCCAUUGCACCUUGCAUCCACCCCAAGCACCCAGGCUCUGGCCUUCUACAAGCCUCUAUCAUCAGCUGCUAUAUCAUGUAUCUGACCUUCUCUGCACUGUCCAGCCGUCCCCCAGAGACAAUAACCUUUCAAGGACAGAAUCACACCUUGUGCCUGCCUGGCCAGAAUAAACUGGAGCCACAAAUACCAGACACCUCAGUAGCAGUGUUGAGUGCUGGCAUCAUGUAUGCUUGUGUGCUUUUUGCUUGCAACGAGGCUUCCUACCUGGCUGAGUUAUUUGGACCCUUGUGGAUCAUCAAGGUUUACAAUUACGAGUUCCAGAAGCCCUCACUCUGUUUCUGCUGCCCCCAAACAGUGGAACCAGAGGAUGGACUAAGCAGCAGAGCCAGGCCAGCUGACCAAGAGACCCCUGCAGCCGCUCAGGUGCAGAGCCGGCAUCUUUCCUACAGCUAUUCUGCCUUCCACUUCGCCUUCUUCCUGGCUUCACUCUAUGUCAUGGUUACCCUUACCAACUGGUUCAGCUAUGAGGGAGCAGAACUGGAGAAGACCUUCACUAAAGGUAGCUGGGCUACCUUCUGGGUCAAAGUUGCCUCCUGCUGGGCCUGUGUACUCCUCUAUCUGGGGCUGUUCCUGGCUCCGCUGUUGGCUCCCCACGCAGAAUCACCACCACCCUGGUGUCUCCAGGCAACAAUGUCAUCCAGUCAGGAAUGACAGGUAAAAACUAGCUCCCCAUCUAUAUUAACAAACUGGGGUACCCUUUAGAUCAUGCUCCUAAUGUUAGCUCCAAGAGUCACUAGCCGAGCUCAGUUCCUCAAGGACAAAUGGGUAGUUCCCACCACAUAGGCUCAAUACUCUACCUAAUUAUCUAAACUGGAAGAAGUGGCCCAACACCUAGUUUCCUGAUUCAUCGAAACUAGUGUCUUCAUUCAAGCUCAAGAGUCUAACUCAGGAGCUUUAGCUGAUCCUAGCAGUGUGGCCCCAGCCCCUUCCUGGCUCCUGAGCUGGAGGUAAGGGGCAGGGAAAGACCAACAGAGACUGAAGAUUUCGGUCUGCUCUUGGCAAUCAAAAGAAAACAAGUGGUUCAGGCCUGGGCACAGGGAUGUAAGAAGCCCAGAACCACAGAACAAACCAAGGCACACAAAGAAUGGAGCAGAGGCUGCCACAGGUUUUCAUCCUGAUCUUGAGGUCAAAGAAAAUGGAAGACAAAAAACCACCUUCAUUCCACGAGGAAUGACAGAACAGAAGAGAAUGUGGACACUUGAGAGCAGCUGAACACCGGAAGUCGGUGAACAGGACUUUUUUUUUUUUUUUGGCCAACCUUCAAGCAAACCAAGAAUGAGGAAGAGA
Molecule: messenger RNA, 2417 nt
Organism: Peromyscus maniculatus bairdii (prairie deer mouse)
Lineage: Eukaryota; Metazoa; Chordata; Mammalia; Rodentia; Cricetidae
Source: RefSeq, a predicted model, not a curated record